Molecule: messenger RNA, 7013 nt
Organism: Rosa chinensis
Lineage: Eukaryota; Viridiplantae; Streptophyta; Magnoliopsida; Rosales; Rosaceae
Product: peroxisomal (S)-2-hydroxy-acid oxidase GLO4
Exons: 3
Coding region: 174-4697 (1507 amino acids)
Biological process (GO): DNA integration
Molecular function (GO): nucleic acid binding; FMN binding; oxidoreductase activity
Source: RefSeq, a predicted model, not a curated record
GAGGAAGCAGCUGUAUUGAUUUCGAUCUCGCCUUGCUGUCCAAUCAUGAACACGGAAGUGGGAAGCAAUUGGUUCCCAUCUCGUCUUGCUGUCCACUCGAUGCAAUCAUGAAGUCUUUGCUGUCUAAGAUGAAAAGCGGGUUCUAAAGAGUUUUAGUUGAUCCGUGAUCAAGGAUGGAACAUCAACGUGACAGAGCCUCUAGCUCCAUUAAUUGUCCACCUUUGUUUGAUGGAGAAGAUUACUCACAAUGGAAGAUUAUGAUGAGGGCGUUUCUCUACUCUCAAGAUGAAAAUAUGUGGAAUAUAGUGGAAAUUGGUUGGGAACAUCCAACCAAGGCAGAAGACUCCAAGAAAGAAGCAGAUGUGAGUUCUACAAGAAUUCCUAAGCCUAGAAAGGAAUGGACUGAGGAGGAGGUUCGUGACAGAAAUUGUGAUUUCAAGGCACGAAAUUCAUUAUUCACAGCUCUAUCCAAGAAUGAGAGAAUGAGAAUUAGCCACUGUGACACUGCCAAACAAGCAUGGGAUCUUCUCCAAGUCACCUAUGAAGGAAAUAAAAAAGUUAGAGGGCAGAAACUUCAACGGCUAGUCUUGGAAUUUGAGAAUAUGUCAAUGGCUGAAGAUGAAUCAAUUGACGACUUUCAUGCUCGGCUUCUCAAUGUAACUAGUCAAUGUCGGAGCUUGGAUGAUCCAGUUGAGGAGCACCGAAUUGUCAAGAAGUUUCUUAGAUCUCUUCCUCCAAAAUUCCAGGCCAAACAAAUUGCUAUUGAGGAGGCUCAGGAUCUAGAUAUCUACUCUCUUGAUGAACUGGUGGGAAAUCUCAAAACUUUUGAGAUGAGACUCAAACCGAAUAAAAAGGAUGAGCUACUUAAAGUCAAGGAAAGUUUCAACAAAUUCUCUAUAGGGUCAGAAAAGGUUUCUAAGAUGAUGGGAAUUGGCAAAGCUCAUGGUAAUAAAGAAGGAUUAGGUUAUAAUGGUGAGUCCUGCAAACCCUUGGUGUUUGUAAAAAGUGUGGGAGGUGAAAAUUUCUCAAGUCAGGCACAAAGCACUAGUGACAACAAGUCUGCCACCAAAUUGACUGUAAGACCAGAACCUCAUGAAGCCAUUCAAUCACAUCAGAAAGGUUUUUCGGUAAGUUCUGACAUGCACACCUCUGUGCGUCAGCCCAGGUAUACUCAUAACUCAAAAUUUUUUGUUCCUACUUGUCAUUAUUGUGGAAAAUUAGGACACAUACGUCCUAGGUGCAAUAUGCUUCGUAGUGUUACUCAAAAUCAGAGGAAAACGAUGGGUAUUAACUCACAUGCCUCAUUGCAAGCUGAGUUGAAAGAAGGUCUGAAUCUAAUCGCCAGGAUUGCAAAGCUGGCUUCAAUCCCCGUGGAUCUGGAAACAAAGACAAAAUCAACUUGGGUCAAGAAAGGACCCAAAUGCUUCUCAGCUAAGAUUGAUAAUUGUGACAUACCUUCUGAAUACAUUGAUGCCACGUGUUUGCUUUCCUCUUGCAGCUCUAGAAAUGAAUUUGAAUAUGUGGAAGCUACUUGUCUCGUGGCCUUGACUGCACUCGCUGAUAAGAAAGGUGAUGUCUGGUAUGUUGAUAGUGGGUGCUCAAGACAUAUGACCGGUGAAAAGAGUUGGUUUGUGUCUUUUUCAAGCGAAUUCACAACCGGAUCAGUCACGUUUGGAGAUGGGAAAAAGGCCAAGGUAAUGGGUAAGGGAACGGUAAAUACACCAGGUAUUCCUAAUCUCCAAAAUGUCUUGUUUGUUGAAGGGCUUCAUGCAAAUCUCAUAAGUGUUAGUCAAUUAACCGAUGAUUAUGAGGAUGUAAAUUUUAAUAAAACAAGAUGUAUUGUAACUGAUAACAAUGGCAAAAAUAUUAUGGGUGGUUUGCGUUCAAAAGAUAAUUGUUAUCAUGUACGUGCUAAUAAAUCUGUUGAAGUGCAGACAUGUUUGAAAGCCAAGACAUCGGAUGAUGUUCUUGAACUUUGGCAUAGGCGUCUGGGGCAUGUAAACUUUCAAGACUUGCUGAAACUCUCACACAAGGAAAGUGUAAGAGGUAUGCCUUUUCUGAGUGGUAAGCCAGACAAGAUGUGUGAUGGUUGCAAGGUAGGUAAGCAAACUCGUGCCUCACAUGGAGCAAUUAAUUCAUCCACUACAACUCAUCCAUUGGAACUUAUGCAUAUGGACCUUGUUGGACCUUCACAAACCGAAAGCAUGGGUGGUAAGAAAUACAUUUUGGUUGUAGUUGAUGAUUUAUCACGUUUUACUUGGGUGAAUUUCCUUAGAGAGAAGAGUGAUACUUUUGAAAGCUUUAAGGGAUUGUGUAAAAGAAUAACAAAUGAAAAACAUUCCUCAAACUUAUGCAUUGUUAGAGUUAGGACUGAUAAUGGAACUGAAUUUAAGAAUGCUUUGUUUGCUAAUUUUUUUCUUGAGUAUGGAAUUUCACAUGAGUUUUCAGCUCCAAUUACCCCACAACAGAAUGGUGUAGUUGAGAGAAAGAACAGGGUAUUGCUAGACAUGGGAAGAGUGAUGCUACACUCAGCUGGACUUACUCCAAACCUUUGGGCCGAAGCGAUUAGCACUGCUUGCUAUACUGCAAACCGUGCAUUCUUGAGACCAGGUACUAACAAAACUCCAUAUGAGCUAUGGAAAGGUAAGAAACCCAAUGUAAGUCAUCUUCGUGUUUUUGGAUCUCCUUGCUAUAUUUAUAGAGAUAGAGAAUAUCUUGGUAAAUUUGAUGCUAGGAGCGAUAAAGGCAUAUUUCUUGGUUAUUCUUUGGAUAGUAGAGCUUACAGGGUGUACAACAAGCGAACCAUGUCUGUAAUGGAAUCCUAUAAUGUAUCUAUUGAUGAUUGUGCUGUGAGUAAUGUUCAGGUUAAUCCAGAUGAGGAUCAACCCUCAGGAAGCCGAGUAAAUGUGGGACUGAAUGAAGAAACGGAUGAUUCCUCAAAUGAUCCUAUUUUUGAUCAUCCACCAGUUCUAAGAACGGGCUUCAAGCAAGUUCAAAAAGAUCAUUCUACUCAGGACGUCAUUGGGAACGUACAUGAAGGGAUUCAAACCCGCAGACAAGUUGCAACCAAGGUUAGUACUGAUUCUGCUCUUGCAUGCUUCUUGACUGAAAAUGAAGUGAACAUUAACAUAAUUUCUCAUUGUGGUUUUGUGUCACUUAUUGAACCAAAGAAUGUUAAGGAGGCCUUGAAUGAUGAUGAAUGGAUAAAUGCCAUGCAUGAUGAAUUGAAUCAAUUUGCUAGGAAUGAUGUGUGGUAUCUUGUGCCUAGGCUCAGUGAAUUCAAUGUAAUAGGUACAAAAUGGAUUUUUCGGAAUAAGAGUGAUGAGCAUGGUAAUGUUACUAGGAACAAAGCUAGACUUGUUGCCCAAGGAUAUAAACAAGUUGAAGGACUUGAUUUUGAUGAAACUUUUGCUCCUGUUGCUAGACUUGAAUCUGUUAGACUUCUUCUUGCAAUUGCUUGUCAUCUUCACUUUACAUUAUAUCAAAUGGAUGUUAAAAGUGCCUUUCUAAAUGGUGUGUUACAAGAAGAAGUAUAUGUUGAACAGCCUCAAGGAUUCAAAGAUCCUAGCAAUCCUGAUCAUGUGUACAAACUCAAAAGGGCCCUGUAUGGAUUGAAACAGGCUCCAAGAGCCUGGUAUGAGCGUUUGUCUACUCAUCUAGUAAGCAAAGGAUAUAUUCAAGGUUCAAUUGAUAAAACUUUGUUUAUUAAAAGAGACAACAAACAUGUCAUGAUUGCACAAGUUUAUGUUGAUGAUAUCAUAUUUGGCUCCACUUCUGAUUCUUAUGUUAAAGAAUUCACUAACAUCAUGGAAAGUGAAUUUGAGAUGAGCAUGUGUGGAGAGCUAAAUUACUUUCUUGGACUUCAAGUUCGUCAACUGAAGACAGGUAUGUUCCUAUGUCAAACUAAAUAUGCUGAGAAUCUUGUUAAGAAAUUUGGACUUGAAUAUGCCAAAGCUGUGACAAAUCCUAUGAGUACAAGUGUCAAACUUACUGAGGAUCUAACAGGUAAGUCUGUUGAUCAAACUCUUUACAGAAGUAUGAUUGGUAGCCUACUGUAUCUCACUGCUAGUAGACCUGACAUAUCUUAUAGUGUAGGAGUUUGUGCUCGUUUUCAGGCAAAUCCUAAAGAAUCUCAUUUGGAAGCUGUUAAGCGUAUCAUAAGAUAUGUCUCAGGCACUGCCACUUGUGGUGUCUAUUUUACAUUUGAUUCUAAUAUUGAGAUUGCUGGGUAUUCUGAUGCAGAUUGGGGAGGAAAUUUGAAGGAUCGAAAAAGCACUUCUGGAGGUUGCUUUUUCAUUGGAAACAACAUGGUAGCCUGGCAUAGCAAAAAGCAAAACUGUAUAUCUCUCUCCACAGCUGAAGCCGAAUAUGUAGCUGCAGGAAGCUGUUGUACUCAAAUGCUUUGGAUGAAGCAAAUGCUUCGAGAUUAUGGGUUUUCUCAAGGUAAGUUGACUAUCUUAUGUGAUAACUCAAGUGCUAUAAAUAUUUCCAAGAAUCCAGUGCAACACUCACGCACUAAGCACAUUGACAUGAGAUAUCAUUUUAUUCGAGAUUUGGUUGAAAGGAAUUUACUUGAAUUAGCAUUUGUUCCAACUGAGCAUCAAUUAGCUGAUUUAUUCACCAAACCCUUGGAUACUGCUCGUUUUGAAUCACUUAGAAGCGCAAUUGGUGUUCUAAGUUCUGCAACUCUCCCCUGAUUUAACUAUAUCUUGGCAUGCAUUCACAUUGUUUGACAUAUUUGUAUAGGUGCAUUGAUUGCAUGUGUGGUUUGUAUCCCGUAGUGUCUAUCAGUUUCAUUUGAACUUAGAUUGAUAAGGUUUCUACUCCCUUCCUUAAAUAUGAGUGUGAUGAGAUGAUUAGCAUGUUUUGAACUUAUUCUUACAUCACUCUGUAAUCUUGAGCAUGAUCAAAAUAUUCUCUAUCACUUUGUAUGAUCACAUGCACACAUACUCCUUGUGGUGGUAAGUAACAUUUUUGGUUGACUUGUUCUUAGUUCACACAUACGAAGUUGUUAAAAUGUUAUUAUUGCUCCUCGCUAAAAAGGUAUAAUAUUUUUGGAGCAUGGCCAGGCUAUUCCCAAAGUAAACAGGUCUUGGUCGUGACGAACGAUAUGAGGUUUUGGGAAGAAAAGGGAAUGGUUUGGCCACCCCGGUGGAAUGUAAAAUUAUUGACUCGAGUUGAUAUGUCCUUUGGGAUGUCCUUGUUACAUCUAGUACCCUAAAGUCAUCUGACUUGGGAGCUGCUGGCAUAAAACUCGUUACAUGAGUCUUAGUUUACUUGUGCAAAACUUGAUGUUGUGUGAAAAGGCAAAAGAAAAAUUAAAAAAAAAAAUUGUGCCCACACGGAGAUAUAAGGGGGAAUAUCUAUGUGGUUCAUUUAUUCUCGUCGUGUGUGUGUUCUGAUUUCAAGGAUUCUAAUGAUGCUACACACUCCACUUUGAGUUAUGUUCACUCACACUACAAAGGUAUAGAAUACUCGAUCAUCUUCCAGUUUACCUUGUGGUUGUCAAAAAUGGUUUACUCAUGUGACCUUAUCUUGUUGCUUUCAUGAUUAAGGAUUUGUGGUCGUACUCUUGUCUGAAAAGCUAUGCAAAUUGAAUCUGUUCUUAACUCUUGGAUAUGAACCCACUCAUUGUGUGUUUGCAUUUCAUUAUUGAAUUCUUCAUAACAUGAUAAAUUGAGGGGGAGUUCCGGUACUUAAGACAUUUUGAUGUGCUCUAUCUGAUUCGGAAUAUAGUAAUCUUUCUUCUACAUAGCUUCCGCUGCGCACUCGACCUUUGGCAUCCCUAUCCCAAAAAGGGGGAGAAAGUUGUUUGGGAUCAUGAUCUUUGUUAAGGACAAUAUUGCUAGACAUGUUAAUGGGUUGAACUAAUGUUUGCACUUCUUGUUGAGUGAAAAAAAAAAUGUUUCAGGAACUAAGGAUUCUCCAAGUACUUCUUGAGGGGGAGCUUGUCAGCGAUGUAGAGUUUUGGUUAGGAAUGCCAAAGGGGGAGAUUGUUAGUAUUAAAGUAUUGGCAUUCCACCGGCCACAAAACUCUACCACAUUAACCAUGUGUGAAGUUCAAAAGUACUUUAUUUAAUUCCUUGAGAAAAGUUGUUGAAAGCAUGUGUGUUGCUUUGCUUUUUCAUCAUGCACUCGGAGACCAAACAUGCAUAAAUUGUUUUAAUUACUUUAUGAAGAUAAUGCGGUCAAAGAGCCUCAACAGCAUGGAGGAUUAAUUAAACAUCAUAUAGUGGUCUUGCUGUCAAGGCGUGAACCAAGAGAAAGCUUGCUAUCUUUGGUUUCUGUUGCUCUAAGCAAAGACUCGAAAAGAGGAGAGGUGGGAGACAUGCUUUUUAAGCAUGAACAUCAAAAUCAGAUCGGUUCUUCAAAAUACCAAAAGCUGAAGAAAAUUGCAGGUUCUCUUUUAGUCUUCUUCCUUUCAGUCAUGUGCUCUCUUUCAUUUUACACAUCCUCACGGUCGAAAAAGAAUAAGAAGAAAAUAGCAGCUACGUUUUCCAUCUUCACAACCUUGUUGUCAAAGAAUAAGAAAAGGAGGAAGCAGCUGUAUUGAUUUCGAUCUCGCCUUGCUGUCCAAUCAUGAACACGGAAGUGGGAAGCAAUUGGUUCCCAUCUCGUCUUGCUGUCCACUCGAUGCAAUCAUGAAGUCUUUGCUGUCUAAGAUGAAAGUAAGUGCAUCUACAUCUGGUGAUCUUACUUGAACCAAGCUGAAGCAUUCUUGCUGAUUUCUUUCUUGUAUAAAUAUACAAGUUCUGUGGUUCUUCUGAUUAUUGAAACAGCUUUGAGUUUCAAUCAUUUGGUUGUAAAAGAGUCGUCUCUUUGUUGCUCUGUUUUGUUCCAUGUUGAAAACAGUUUGUAAAACAACUGGUGUGUCUGUCCAGUAAGGAUUGCAGCAGUCAUUGCAAUCCCAGAGUUAAUGUGUAAUCUGUUUUGAUUAGUGAAUCAUUGGGUUCUCAAGAGUUAGAGCCCCGCAGUGUUUUUGAUCUCAAUUGAGGUUUUCACUGCGUGACCAA